AUGUCGAAGAGGCGGCUAUUUCGCUGGCCUGCCCGCCGCACCGCCGCACUCGGAAUUUUGGCGCUGCUGGUCACCUCCGUUCUCUCAUGGCUCAUCUGCGGCGGCGAUUCUUACGACCCUCAACCAGUAGAAGAAUACUUCAACCCGAUUCACGAGCAGUUAUCGGAAAUCACCAAGACGUACAACAAUGCGACCAGCGAGAUUGGCUUAGUAUUGGCUGCGACGCGGGCGGAGGACUUAACUUGGCUUUUGGAUUACUGCAACGACCACGGAACAAUCCCAUUCAUCUACAGCACCGACGUCGAACCCGCGCCAAAUCUCCUAGUUCCUUACACCAUCCGCGGUCGCGAGGCUACCGCCUAUCUCUCCUUCAUCGUCGAGUUCUACAACCAAUUACCGAAAUACACGAUCUUCAUCCACUCUAACUACGAUCAAUGGCACAAUGACCUUUUCGGCCCCCACACUGGACCGGCACUGCGAAACCUCCGCUUAGAGGCCGUCGACGCGCAAGGUUAUGUCAAUCUGCGCUGCGAGCACGACCCCGGCUGCCCGACGAGCGUCCACCCGUGGAGCCCCACGCAGAUCGAUAUCGAGAACGAUGACAUUCGCGCAUUCUUUCCCCAGGUCUACCAGACGCUUCUCAAUGUCCCUGCGAAGAAGGUUCCGGAGCACAUUGGCAAUGUCUGCUGUGGCCAAUUCGCUGUCAGCCGCCAGCGGAUCCUCGAACGACCCCGAUCGGACUACGAGCGCAUGUUGCGGUGGGCCGACGAGACGGAAUUGACAGACAGCUUUGGCGUGGGAUGGGUAUACGAGAAGAUCUGGCACAUCAUCUUCGGCAUGGAUGAGAUAUAUUGUCCUCGAUACGAACAAUGCCGGUGCGACGCGUACGGAUGGUGUGGGCCGUUGGCCUCGGGCGAGACACUGCAGGCAGUGCGAGCGAACCCGGGCUCCACAUUGGGGCCGUCGUUCUAA
Messenger RNA from Aspergillus aculeatus ATCC 16872, 972 nucleotides. RefSeq names its product DUF3431 domain-containing protein. The record is from RefSeq and is a predicted model, not a curated record. Bases 1 to 972 code for a protein of 323 amino acids. Lineage: Eukaryota; Fungi; Ascomycota; Eurotiomycetes; Eurotiales; Aspergillaceae. The transcript has 4 exons.